Dibothriocephalus latus is the source of this 963-nucleotide messenger RNA. The record is from the annotation of a GenBank genome assembly. NCBI's taxonomy places the organism in Eukaryota, Metazoa, Platyhelminthes, Cestoda, Diphyllobothriidea, Diphyllobothriidae.
ACUGUUGAAAUUCCGCAGCACAAGUUGCAGAAGAAGGUCAAAUCCAUUCAGAUGUUCAGGAAUCCCGUCGAAGCGAUUGGACCGGGAGACCGAGCUGGCAUCUGCGUAGCGCAACUCGAUGCCGGCGUCAUGGAGCGCGGCUUCUUAGUCCAACCCGGCAGUCUGCUGCCCUGUUCUGCCUGCCUGCUUUCUGCCGUCACCAAGAUUGGCUACUUCAAGUCGACGGUGCGCAGUAAGGGCAAGUUUCAUGUGUCUGUCGGGCAGGACACUGUGCUCGCUACAAUUACCUGCCUCCUAGCCUGUACACCCACCCCAGCCGGUGGUGAACCGCAAGAAUUUCAAUACCUUGAUAUGCUGUCUGAUGUGAAUCAGGAUGGUUCUACUGACGGGCCAAACAAUACCUUCAUGUUGCUACAGUUCGACUCACCCGUUGUGGUACCUGUGGGUGAGCUAGCCAUUGGUUCUCGCCUAGACACAGAUCCCCUUGCACCCUCGUGUCGAUUGGCCUUCCACGGAAAAGUCCUCAAUACCUUCCCUACAGCCGACCUGGUGUCCUCGCUUCCGGUUUAUCGGCGGAAAUCUCGCGCGGGUGAAGUUGAACGCGUAACCGACAGUCGCAGUUGCAUUGUUCGUGGCCUCUUCAAGCGGGAGACGAAUUUUGAUAUAUUCCAGGGCCUGAAGGUCCAUGUCCGUAGUGCUGCCGCCGAUGCCGGCGACGCCCCUGUCGAAGCAUUGGACAUUCCGGGUGUGAUUGAGGGCAGUUUCGGGCUCAGCGGGAAAUGCCGUGUUCGGCUGUUAGAGGAUCUGCCCGACAGCCUUGUUCAGAAGUUUGGUUCGAAGGGCAGCAAGAAAGCUAACGCUGGCGCCGGCGCCGCCGCAAACACUGCCGAUCUGCAAAGCCUUUCAGUCAUUUUGGAGUUCAAGAAACAUGUUUUUGAUCCGAAGAAACGUUUUGUCCAAUAA